AAUCUAUAGGAGAGACAGGGAGGCAGCACUAUCUGUAUAUACAUCAUCUACAGGAGAGACAGGGAGGCAGUAUUAUCUGUAUAUACAUCAUCUACAGGGGAGACAGGGAGGCAGUACUAUCUGUUUUUUGUAUCAGCUCAGUUAACCCUUUGUUUCUAGUCUCCUUACAUCCUCCCUUAUCUGUCGUCUUUCCCUCCUGCUCAGUCCUGGGGCCCCGGAUAUGAGGGGAGCGGCCGCCAUAUUCUCCGAUUAACCAUUUCCUUCCUGCUCUGAUGAGUAAAGAUCCGGCAGUGCAGACCUGGAGCGGCUCCUACUACCUGGAGAGCGAGAAGCGAUGGCUUCCGGGGCGACUCUCACUCACCGCCACUCACCUUCGCUUCCAGGCGGACGGCGCAGACGACUUCUUGGUGCGCUUCCUCCUCUCAUCCAUCAAUGAACUGAAGAAGGAGUCGUCCAGCUACAUCUUCAGCUCCAUCACGGUACUGGUUGGGGGCGGAGCCAAGCACUGGUUCAGCUCGCUGAUCCCCAGCCGGAACAUCGUCUUCACUGUGCUGGAGCAUUUCUGGAGGCAGCGGCUGCUGUCACCGCGGGGGGAGGAGCCAACAUCUGAGACCUCUAAAGGGAAGGAGCUGAUCGGCAUCGUGUCCAGGUCCCAGAGACGCCUGGAAGACACCACCCGGGUCCUCCACCACCAGGGGGAGCAGUUCAACAACAUUAUGGGCGGCCUAAACAAGAUAGACGGGGACCUGACCACUGCCGACAGGAUGCUGUCGGUUCUGGAGUCUCCGUCCUGGUGGCCGUUCAGUGGGAGGAGGACGAGGUGUAAAGAAGGGAAAGUCUCCGCCCAGAACCGCGGGAAGGACGGGGUCAUCACCGCCAUCCCCAUCGUCUUCUCCCGUCACCCCGAUCCCAGCCUCAGGCCCGGUCACCUGACCCUCCUGCUGUCCGCCCUGGAGAUCAGCGGCCCCGAGCUGCAGCCGCUGCACCGGUACGAGCGUCAGGACGUGGACGACAUCAGGGUGGUGAGCGUGCACGAGCUGAGCGUCCGGCAGAGAUUCAUCGGGAGACCAGACGUCACCUACAGGGUCAUCUCCGCCAGACUCCCCGAAGUACUCCCCCUGCUGGAGAUGCAGUACAAGGCCAAGGUGCAGCUCAUGGAGGAGGCCGCCAUGUCCAAGUGCCGCUCCUCUCCGAACAGUCCGGGGUGGCAAACGGGUAAAUGAAUGCAUCAGCCACUGC
Molecule: messenger RNA, 1239 nt
Organism: Hyla sarda
Lineage: Eukaryota; Metazoa; Chordata; Amphibia; Anura; Hylidae
Gene: SNAP47
Product: synaptosome associated protein 47
Exons: 3
Coding region: 273-1223 (316 amino acids)
Source: RefSeq, a predicted model, not a curated record